AUGUACAGUACCAAAUAUCCACUCUUAUUCAUUUGUGUCAUUCUUUCUCUGGUUCUUCUUUGGUGUACCAAUGCUGAAUCAAGUGAACAACAAGAACAUAUUUCGGAAUUCAGCCCUGAAGAAGAUACCGAUGAAUCUGUUGAUGUUUAUCGUCGUGCAUCGCUUCGUCCUGUUGUUGUGUAUCAACGAGCAUCGCUUCGACCAUUCACUGGCAAACGAGCAUCAUUAAGACCAUUUGGAAAACGUGCCUCACUUCGACCAUUUGGCAAACGCGCAUCGUUACGUCCUCCGAGUUAUUUCGGCAAAUGA
Adineta ricciae is the source of this 309-nucleotide messenger RNA. The record is from the annotation of a GenBank genome assembly. Lineage: Eukaryota; Metazoa; Rotifera; Eurotatoria; Adinetida; Adinetidae.